Durusdinium trenchii is the source of this 5315-nucleotide messenger RNA. The record is from the annotation of a GenBank genome assembly. NCBI's taxonomy places the organism in Eukaryota, Dinophyceae, Suessiales, Symbiodiniaceae.
AUGAGGUUGCAGCGCAUGAGGCGGCUGCUGACGCUGCUUGCCAAGCUGAAGCAGCAGCUUCAGAACUUCAAGUCGGCAGCAGGGGACGACAUGAGGGAUGAUCACAAGCGGCUCCAUCGCACGGGUCGCAGUGGGGUGUCUCCUCGCAAGGGGCGGUCUCCUCGCAAAGGGCAGUCUCCUCACCACAACCGGUCUUCUCGCAAGGGGCGCUCUCCCUGCAAGCGGCGUACUUUGAAGCAUGGAUCUGAGCAUCGGUCACAUCGCUCAGAAGAGUCUCCUUCGGAGGAUAGGUCUCGAUCCAGGAAGCGCACUUCCCCCUCGAGAAGGAGGAGUGGAAAGCACGACGAAGGCAGUGAAAGCUCUGAGUCGGACAAGUCCGAUGGUCUUUUCCGCGGGCGCUUUGCUGUCCGCAAGAGGGAGAAGGAGAAGGCUCAGACGACAAGUAGCAGUCUUUUUGGCAGUACCUUGUCAUCUGGCGAGGACCGCUUCCAUGUCUUCAAGGAAGAGAUUGAGCGGUUCAUGGCGUCAAAAGCUGACCAGCACCUCUUCAAGAAGAUUGUGGCAGCCGAGGGAUUUGAGGAUGCGGAACAGCUCUUGACUGGAAUGGCUGAGGGCUGGGAGCUUGAUGAGACCACAGUUGGCGCCGAGGGAAAGGAGCUUCUGGGUUGUAUGACCUGGGUGGGCCGGCGAUCAGCUAAGAAGAUGUGCGAACGCAUUGCUGGCAACAUGGAAGAGUAUGGAAAGAAGCUGGGCCUUGAGGGCUUUGAGGAGGACACGGAGGUUGUUGCACCGAACAAAAAGGGCAAGCCUAAGGCUACGCACAAGCAGCGUGAGAGUUCUGAGCGUCCUGAACCCGUCCCGCGGGAAUGCCAGAGUCCAACAGAGGAGCUUCCUGGGCUUCCUGAGGCCGAAUGGACAGAGGAGCUAGAACACCUUUUGCUGGACUUUCCUUUGAUCCAGGAAGAGGACGUGAAUAUGGAGAAACGUUUGCAGUGCCUAGCUUUGUUUCGCAAAGCCGUGUCGCGGAGAUGGUCAGAGCUCCUCGCCGUCAAGUCAGGGCUGGGAGAAUCAGAAUACCACAAACUAGUAGAUGAUGCCGUGGAACAUUUGAACGGCUUGAAGGUGAUCCAUGGCAAAGACAUGGUCUUUGCUCCAGUGCCAGCAUGCUUUGCCGCCAAGUCCGAGCAGGUGGACCAGGACGUUGCUGACAAGAAGGGAACCAAACGUCUCUCGUCGAGUGCGAGGUCAACGACGUCGUGCUCCACUAGUAAUGAGAAGUACGAGUUCUACUACCUUUGCCAAGAGGGCACUGUGUGGACAGUAAUUCAGGUGGAGAACGGCGCAGAGGGGUACCAAUCUUAUUUGAGCACAGCGGAAUGGUACAAUCUUCGGACGCCGUUCUCUCAGUGGUACACAAAAAACUGGACUGCUGUUGCGCAAGAGAUUGGAGAAGAGUGGGGGAUUUCGUCUCGGCAUGUUCUGCGUAAACAGUCCUACAAGGGAAGUGUCUCUUCAGGGUGUGCCACUUUGCCGCUGGAUGCCACCACGUGCAUGGGCCUACUUCAAGUUCUUGCUUCUAUACUACUUGCGCCUGCAUUGCAAGCGACAACCAUCAAGCAGUGCUUGUCUAUCCUUGAGUUUGUGGAUGGGUUCGUUCAUUUGAACACCACAUUGCAUCCCCUGGGCAAGCAGGCCGAUUGUGUCUUGGAGAUCGUGUCCAACAAGCUGAAUGUGUCACAGCUGAAGCGCACCUUGCAGAAAGUCAACCUUCCCUGGUCCAGGUUCGAAAAGAAACUUGUGACAGAAGUUGGUUCUGAGAUCUCCGUGGUUGUCUGCCUGCUGGCUCUCUUCCGAUUGAGAUUGGAGCAGGUCUAUGUAUCGAAUGAAGCUCUGAAGCGUGUAGUGAAGCAUCUAGUCCACUCGUGGGCGCAGGCUGCACAGUUGGCAAUCGAAGGUGCCAUGCGCACGACUUGUCCAGACCCUACUGUCGAAGCAAAAAACCAUCCUUAUUUGCCUUCUUCCAGAAGAAGAGGGUCGAAGGCCCUCGAGCUGACUUUGAUAGAGCGAUUCCAGUCCAAGGGCGGUGGCUUUGUCAGCAGCAAAGGUGAGCUUUCGCUUCAGCGCCUGGGUGUGGUCAACAAGGACUCGAAUCUAAGCCAAAGAACGAGUUCAGAAUAUGUGGCCCGGGCUUUGCAGGCCACAUCCGAGUUCAUGAACUCCUACGUUGAGUCCGCCAAGUUGAAAGUCAUCAACUGCUGCAUGGAUGCCGCUAGUGUUGGUGGAGAGCAUGUUCUAUCAGUGAUUCUUCGAAUACGAGGGUAUCAGCUGGCAGCACCGACGCAGCUCAUGCCAGUUGGGCCCGACCCAGAAGAAUGCAGGCAAGCAAUCGCAGCAUUCACUGAGGCUACCAAGUGUCAUGCCCAGGCUGCUGAGGGGGAGAAGACGCGGUUGCCGGCAAAUAGCUUCCAGUGGCGUCAGUAUCGUCAGGCCACCAAAUGCUUGUUGGCAGCGUUCGCAAACUCUCUGAGGCAUUGCCUACCUGCACAGUGGUCGUUCAAGUCAUUGCUUCCGCCCAAUUUGCUGGAGCCUGCAGGUCGUCAAGGUGUGAGGGAGAAGUUGCUUGAUGAGGAGGCGAAGAUGUUUGGGGUAGCUGAUGACCGGAAGCUUUUCUUCCGGUACAGUUUCGAUUCCCACGAAGCCUGCCCCGACUUUUUUAUCCACGAGGACUUCUACGGCCUGAUUUUUUCAGCGGACGAGGGAACCGAAGAUGCCAAGGACCUUUUGAGACGUUGCACCAAGAUGUUCAGGUUUUCCAGGGCUCCUUUUGGCAGUGGCAGAUUUGGAUCUGAAAUGAACGACGCUCGCAAGAAGCUUUUGGAGAGUGUUCGAGAGGGCGAGUGUGAAGAGCUUCUGGAGAUGUACAUGCACGCGGUUGCGAGGGACCGUGGCCGGCCUGUGGACACGUUCAGCAGACAUGAACUGGUUGAGCGUUGGGAUUCUCGUUGGCAUGUGGAGCUGAUGUGUCAUGCCUAUGCUUGGUUCAUGCAGGGCAAAAACCCGUGGGAUCUUGCUGGCGCCGGAAGCGAUGACUCUCCAGAAAGCACCUUUUCCCACAGGCUCAAUGCUUGGAAUGUGCUCCUGGAUGACUCCAACCAGAACAAAGUGAGAAGCAUCAUCGCAGUGUUCAAGCCAUUUCGCCAAUUUCUUGGCCAAGCUGAUAUGGAGAUGCAAAGGAAACCCACGGCUUCGGUUGCGCAGGCUGUCUACUUGGCCACUGGAAGGACUUGCCAAAAGCUUGUUUCGCAAACAAUCAGUUCAUCUGUUUCUGCUGAAUGCUUGCUCCACAUUGGCCUUGAUAGUGCUGAUGACGACGAAAGCCAAGAGCUUUUGCAAUUUCACGGGAACCUGUUGCUGUCCGUGCUUGCCAGCAUUUGUGAUUUGGACCGCUACCAUACUGCUUUCCCGUGGAGGUUGGUUGCAUGCCUUGACAAGACGUCAGUGCCAUCUACGUUGAAGGAUAUGGCCAGAGAGUGGCAGUUUGUCACUGAAUUUGUUGAUCAACUGGCAGAGAACGACUUGAUUCGCAAGACGCUGAUGCACACCCGGUGGCAAGCCUAUAGGGACGCAAUGUCCAAGGCAGAGCACUUUGACUUUGACCCGAAGCGCCUGACAUCGGAUGAGGCCCAGCCCUUCCUCGAUACAGUCCGGUGCGUUAUUGGAAUCACUUCUGAGAAGCCGAAUGCCACAGACUCGGUCUUGAGUUCUUUGAGCUGUGAACUGUACUUCAACGAUCUUCGAGAUGCUUGUCGCAGGCAUGCCAAGAAGGAGCGGCAGAAUCCAAGCAACUACCAUUGCAUCUCCAUGAAGAGCGUUUCGGUGCGGAACAGUGGUUGCAAGAGCUUCCAGAUUGAAGACCAUCAAUGGCAACAUCCAAUUCCCCGAAAGCAGAUCCAGCAGCAAGUGCUUUCAGCCACCAGGGUCUCUGAUCGCACCUUGGGAAAUCCAAGUCAUGGUUUGACCAAAGCCAAGACCACGGGUCUCACGAAACCACACAUCCUCACUCAAAGGCUCGACCUCAUGAAGUGCUUGGAGUGCUGUUGGCAUGAAUGCAGUGGCAAUGUGGAGCAAAAGCGUGCAGCGGCCAUGAACGGAAUGCAAAAGCUGUGGAUGUCCAAGUUGGUCUGCGAGCAGGGUUUGAUUCGUGUGAAGGGCUCUGACCAGAUCAAUUUAGUUCUUCGUGCAGGACCUUGGAACGUUCGCAUUGUGAGCCUAGUUGGUGACAAAAAUACACCUGAUGCUUUCUUGCUCACUCACAACACAGACGUGAUGACAGUGACCUCAUUGGACGAAGUUGAGAUUGCCUUAGCCAAGCCUACGAUUCUUCAGUGUGGGACAUUGGGGUUCCAAAAGGCUGGAGAGUGGAUGAGCCUGGUUGCGUACACUGUGACUGAGGAUGGCAUCUUGGCUUGUGCUGCUCAAACCCUUCAGCGUUUGUGCGCCUGCCUCAAGGUCAAGGGCCAUGGUGGCUUGACGCACAAGCUCAGAGUGGAACUGUUCUUGAGGUGGAAUGAGUGCAGCGAGGACUUCAUCCAGCGCAUCCUGGACAUGAUUCCCGAUGUUGUGCGCAAGCGGAAAUGUGAAGACGAUGCCACUGAGGGGGACAAGGAAGAAGACCGCUUAGAGGGGCAGUCUGAAGACGAGGAAAUGAACGAGAUUGUUGACUUCUUGUUGGGUUCGAAAACACCUGACGAUGCUGAAGGUGAUGGUCAGCAGGUUGAACCAGCGGUCAAUGAAAAGAAAUCCACUGAGAGUGUUGCCGAGCUUGAUGGAGAGACUAGAAAGGACCCAGCUGCCGAUGCUGCUUCCGUUCGUGCUGACGCAGAUGGAACGCAUGCGCCGCAUGUUCCCCGCGGGCGACCGCAGGGGAGCUUUCCGCCAGGAGUCAAGAGCUACUUCGGCAGUCCGCAGGGAGCCUCCCCCUUUGUCCAAGUCUAUUUGCCGACUGGAUUCUUGCAUUUGGGCAAGAAGUCCAAAUGUUUGAGCUUUGCCGAUCCUCAGAGCAAAGAUGGGAACAAGCGCUCAACUUUGAGAUCCCGUGAGGCUGCGUUGCUUGGAGUUCAAGCCUUUGCGUGGGACUGGUAUUCCUCUUUGACAGAGAUCCAAAAGAGUUCGAUCGCAGAAGCAGACGCUGCAGUUCAAGAGCGGCCUUUGAAACGUGCCCGUUUGUAGAUACUGUUUUCAGUUGGGUAGUGGUGCUGUGUGACUAAGAAGUCCAGUGCGCCUGGGGAGCCAAAGGCUAGAUGGAAGUUGUGGCC